UUGGCGUGAGUUGGGGAAUAAAAUGGCGGCAGGCGGACAGCAAGCCCGGUAAUGGGGAGAAGGAGCAGUCUUUUAGCCAAAAAAAAAGUCGUCGGUGGUGGGUCGUCACCGCGGUUUAAUUCAGUUUGACUUAGUUUUGUUUCCGUUUUCGCUCGUCGGCGCCGCUUUGUGAAGCAUGGAUCGGCUGGCGCCUUUCGGCAGUGACCCCUUUGAUCAACCACCAUGUCGUGGAUGUUCCUCUUAUCUAAUGGAACCCUACAUAAAGUGUGCAGACUGUGGACCUCCUCCACUACUUAUAUGUUUACAGUGCUUUACUAGAGGGUUUGAAUACAAGAAGCAUGAAAGUGACCACAGUUAUGAAAUAAUGACGUCUGAUUUCCCCAUUUUGGAUCCAAACUGGACUGCUCAGGAAGAAAUGGCAUUACUUGAGGCAGUGAUGGACUGUGGUUUUGGAAACUGGCAGGAUGUAGCCAACCAGAUGCGUACAAAAUCCAAGGAAGAUUGCGAGAAGCAUUACAUGAAACAUUUUGUCAACAAUCCGCUGUUUUCUUCUACAUUACUGAGUUUGAAGCAGCCUGAAGAAACCAAAGACCUUGAUACAGCAAUCACAUUUAGAGCUUGUGAUGAUCCGCCCAGACCAACGUUUGAUUCUGCAGUGUCAAGAGAUAUGGCAGGAUAUAUGCCAGCACGAGCAGACUUUGUUGAAGAAUUUGACAAUUACGCAGAAUGGGAUUUGAGGGAUAUUGAUUUUGUAGAAGAUGACUCUGAUAUUUUGCAUGCUUUGAAACUUGCAGUGGUUGAUAUCUAUUAUUCCAGAUUAAAAGAGAGACAACGAAGAAAAAAAAUUUUGAGAGACCAUGGCCUGAUCAACCUCAGAAAAUUUCAAAUUCUUGAACGACGGUAUCCUAAAGAAGUUCAGGACCUCUACGAAGCUAUGAGACAUUUUGCAAGACUACUGGGACCUACAGAACAUGACAAAUUUAUUGAAAGCCAUACAUUGGAUUUUGAACUUCGGAAAGAGAUCAAACGAUUGCAAGAAUACAGACGGGCAGGAAUCUUCACAUUCCGUGGCGCCAAAGUAUAUGACUGCUUGAAGGUGCAUCGUGAGGAAGAGCGUCUAAAACGCAACAUGCUCACAGAUGUUCUUCAGUGUCUACAGGAUUCUAACGCCUGCCAGCAGUGGUUACACAAACAAGCAGCAAUGAUUGUCACCUCAUGACAUUUUUGUUGCAUUGGGAUGUAACCAGGAAGGCUUUUUUUUAUUGUUGAGAGUAUAAAUGGAACUUCAAUGAUGAACUACAUGUAUUAAUACAAAAUCCAUUCUACAAAUGUAAUGAAGAAAAGGAUUUUCACUUAGGUGCUACAGAUGUCCUGUAGUGAAAAUAGUCAUUCAAACAUCUUGGUAGACAGAGGGGGGAAUAAGAACCAACCAGAACUCAAUAAGCCUGCAAGCAACUCUUGGCACAUUAAAACAAUUCCUUCUUUCAUCCACGACACUUACAUUUAAUUAUACUGUACUCUCUACACAUUUAUGUAAGUAUUAUUUCUUUGGAAGCUGAAGUAGAAAGUAUAUCAACCACAGAUGGAGGAAAACAGAGGGAGAAUGGUUAUAACAUUCAAGGCUGUGGUCCAAGUUCUGGAAAAUGAACAUGUAUAUUUGGUUUUGUUUGUGUAAACUCGAUGAGCUGAAUGGCCUCCUGUACUGCAUGGUUCUAUGAUUGCACCACAGAAGGAGGGGAUUUCGCCCACAAAGCCCAUACUAGGUGUACGGAAAGCAGCCCUGUCAGUCCCAUUCCCUCGCUCUGUCCCCAUAGCUCUGCAUUUCCCUUGAGUACUUAUUGAGAUCAUUUGGACAGCAAGUUCCAUUAUAAUUCACUGCAUAGAAAAGUUCUUCCUUGUCUGUAUCUUUUAUCUAAAACCUUAUAUCUAUCUUUCCUAGUCCUAAUAGAUACUUUCUGAUCAACCCGUUUAGAACUGUUAUUGCACACUUCUGGAUUAGAUGGGACUUGAAUCUGGGCUUCCUAGCUCAGAGAUAGGGACAUUACCACUGUGCCACAAUAUAUCCUCUUAGUGCUCAUAUCAUUAGACAAUGUGAAUAGUUUUUCUUACUCUACCUUACAUAAGCCUGUCAUAAUUUUGUACACCUUGCUCAUAUUUUCCCUCAGCCUUCUUAACUCUUAGGAAAGCAGUCUCAGCUUCUUUAGCUAAACCUUGUAGCUAAAUCCCCUCAUCCAAAGAACCAUUCUGGUAAAUCUCAAAUUCACCAUCUCAAAGGUCUUCAUGUCUUUCUUAAAAGUGUACUGAACAGAACUGGAUUCAAUUUUUGAGUUGUAGCCUCAACAGAGCUUUCUAAAGGUUCAGCAAAACUUAACUGCUUUUGUAAUCAGUGUUUUAAUUUAUGCAGCCCAAGAUCCCGUAUGCUUUGCUAACAAUGUUCACAAUAUGUCCUGCUAGCCUUGGUCCAUAUAUGAAUCUCUGCUUCACUCUAUUCCUGCAUACUUCUUAGAAUAUUGCUUUUAAGUACAUGUUGACUCUCCCUAUGCCACCUGCCAAAAUAAAUCUCAUUCAGCUUGCACUUUCAAAAAUCUUGUAUAUCAUACCUAUUGUUUGAUUUUGUUUUAUUUAUUUCUUUAGAAGAUUUAGAGGAGUGGUGCAGUUGUAUACAGAAGGUACAUAGUCUGUUUUAGGGUUCUGUUCAUACAGCACAUAUUUUCUAGCUAAAAUACUUCAUGUUUACUGUUAAAUAAAAUCAAAAUUUCUAAUAAGCCACUGACCAAGUUGUAAUUGUCUGUUGCUCAUACCCUACCAAACCUUCAUUUAUGCUCACACCCUGGCACACACAGCAGACAGCUUUCUAAAUGUUUACUGCUGAGACAAUAUCUUUCAAUUUUUAAUGACAGAGAAUAAUCUAGACGAAGAGCAUAGAUUUGUUUUUCUGCUCAGUUGUUUUUUCUUUCAUUUAAUCAGCGUAUCAUCCAUAUCAAAAAAAGACACCACUUUGAUUUACUAGGUUAGUUUCCAUGUUCUGAA
Messenger RNA from Rhincodon typus (whale shark), 3030 nucleotides. RefSeq names its product transcriptional adaptor 2A (gene tada2a). Gene Ontology annotation, molecular function: protein binding; zinc ion binding; chromatin binding. Bases 176 to 1219 code for a protein of 347 amino acids. The transcript is spliced from 13 exons. Gene Ontology annotation, biological process: chromatin remodeling; regulation of transcription by RNA polymerase II. Gene Ontology annotation, cellular component: nucleus; SAGA-type complex. NCBI's taxonomy places the organism in Eukaryota, Metazoa, Chordata, Chondrichthyes, Orectolobiformes, Rhincodontidae. The record is from RefSeq and is a predicted model, not a curated record.